Molecule: messenger RNA, 850 nt
Organism: Penicillium subrubescens
Lineage: Eukaryota; Fungi; Ascomycota; Eurotiomycetes; Eurotiales; Aspergillaceae
Exons: 2
Coding region: 107-850 (247 amino acids)
Source: RefSeq, a predicted model, not a curated record
GCAAUCGCCGCGUGGACCCGCCCUUUCGCAGUAUCUACAAACAUAGCUGAAUUUCUAUUUCCUUAUCCCCAGCUGUUGAAGGCUAACUUGGAAUCUGUGCCUCGCUAUGGCGUCAUCAUCCAGGAAGAACGAGCAAGCCUCUCUUCCUUGCCCCGCCUGGGUUUUUUCUAACAAUUCUGACGUCCAUGUCGCUAAAGAUCGCUGUUGGUUCGGUGACGAUUACACACCCUUCGUGUCCUUUUUCACGGAUAUGGUUGGGAACUCGGUCGAAGUCCUUGGGAUCGGAACUGUCAACCUCCCUGCCAAGAUCUCGCCGACCCAGACUGGUCCGAGUUCACACGGCAUCCUUCGCUUGAAGAAGGUGCUACAUGCCCCUGGAGUACUCUGCAACAUCAUCGGACAGCCCAUUGUGGAUGACUACCAGGUCACACUUUCUCCCGGAAUCUCUUCCUCCGGUUCCAUCACUAACCUCACUGAUGGUCGCUCCGUAGCCUACUUCAAGCCUAUGAGAAGCGCUAGGUUCUGGGAAGUCCGACUUAGCGGGCCCCCGGUUGGGCCUAAGGUGGGACCUUCGCCAUUUAGCUCGUCUGGGCUAUACAUGAUUCACGCCUUCUGGCCCGAUAGUGAGCGGCAGAGGUUUGCAGCAUUACCGGCCUCUCGUCAGAGUCAAGCUACUGCCUCGGAGCACUUAACGCUGGCCGAGAAGGCAUGGGUAAAAACACACUACGGAACCGAAUUCAGGUUUCUCAGAGACUACGGGUUAAGCAUAUUCAAAGACGAGGAUCGAGAAGAAGGCCGUCUCAUCUUGCGAGCUAUCAUGUCCGACGACGGCUAUGAAUCAGCGACCUGA